AUUAUCGUCAACCAUUUGAAUCAGGUGUGUGUACAAGAAAAGGGGUGCGCGCGAAGCCAAGUUCGGUUCGGUUUGAUUCGUCUCUUCCAUUGAUCCGGUCAAAGUAUUGACAAAGAAGGGUUGUUGCUCAUCAAAGAUAUGCUAAAUUGACGGGACCGCGCGUUCGAGAGUGAUUAAAGUUGUGCUAACGUUAGUUGUUCAAUCGAAAAUAAAAUAAACGUUACAUCAUGUCGUUAAAAUACACCGAACAAAACCAUCCCUACAUCGACCUGGGUGAUGGGUACAAGAUUUGUUUGUACGAGGAUCGUUGCAAUCAUGGAGAAGAAUUUGAGCGUCGAGCUCGGGAAUUGCUCAACGAAACGCCGGAUCGGAUUGAGAAAUGCAUGGCCGAUUAUCGAGCUAUGGUGACUGCUGAUCCUGAUCUAUCGGUACCGUUUGAUGAUGAUUAUACCAAAUUGUUCCUGCGUGGUGGCUCGUUUGAUCCGGCUGGUACAUACGACCUGUUGAAAAAUUGCAGCCGACAGAAGAUUGCGACUCCGGAAUAUUUUGGACGUGUUGCCAAUGUGAUGCAUGUGUUCGAAGAAGGACUGGUUUGGCUGCUGCCCGAAAAGGACGAAGACGGGGCUUCGGUUGUGGUUGUUGAAUCCGGAAAAAAAUGGAACACCUCAAAGGUGUCGCUCCUGGAGCUGAACACCGCCGUCAAUGCAGUAGUAGCCGGCCUCAUAAAAUCCCAGGAAACCCAACUGCACGGCUGCAAACUCCUGUUCGACGUCAAGGGAAUCGGAAUGUCCCAAAUUCGACAGUUCACACCCAAAUCGACGGCCAUCACCCUUUCCCUGAUGGACAACUGCUCCCCGAUCCGGAUCCUACAAAGCAACACCGUCAACAACGAUUUUGUUUAUAAUUUCCUGUACUCAAUUAUGAAACCACUUUUAUCGAAAACGAUGCGGGAGAAAACUUUCAUCUUCGGAAAAGAUUUCGAUGCGCUGCACAAGAAUAUCAGUCCCAAGAUUUUGCCGCCGAGAUUUGGCGGAACUUCGACGGCUCCUUCUUAUGAUGGCCGAUUGCUGGGGGAGAUGCUGCUGCACUAUGACGAUUGGCUUCAACAAAUGCACGGCUACGGUUAUAAACGGAAAGAAAAGUAAGACAAAUGGUAACAUUUUAUAAUAGCCAUAAGUAUAUGUUUAAGUUGAUGGGAAUAAAAUUUUAAAUAAA
Molecule: messenger RNA, 1215 nt
Organism: Uranotaenia lowii
Lineage: Eukaryota; Metazoa; Arthropoda; Insecta; Diptera; Culicidae
Product: retinaldehyde-binding protein 1-like
Exons: 3
Coding region: 228-1145 (305 amino acids)
Cellular component (GO): membrane
Molecular function (GO): phosphatidylinositol bisphosphate binding
Source: RefSeq, a predicted model, not a curated record